Molecule: messenger RNA, 2975 nt
Organism: Hordeum vulgare subsp. vulgare (domesticated barley)
Lineage: Eukaryota; Viridiplantae; Streptophyta; Magnoliopsida; Poales; Poaceae
Exons: 10
Coding region: 623-2596 (657 amino acids)
Source: RefSeq, a predicted model, not a curated record
GAUGUAUCUAUAACUAAAAUAAGUCUAGAUUCAUCUAUUUCUAGGACAAGUAUUUCCGGACGGAGGGAGUACUAGUUUUUAUAAGCAAAUUUCCAUCCACUCCAACCUCGUCUAAAGAAUCCUAUGUUUUUCCCGUGUGAAUCAAACGUCCAUACUGAUCCUAUAGCGUUGAAGAUGACAUGCCAUUCCAUUCUUUGUCGAAGGGUCUUUUGUGAACCAUAAGAUGCAGUUGGUUGCAGUGGAAACUACAUUGCAAUGCGUGUAACUGGACAAUUCGAGAAAUAGCGUUCUUAUGGACAGUUAAGUGUAAAAAAAAAAGAGUUUGAGUUUCUCAUGAAUUGGACAAUUACUUUUAUUUUUGAUAUUUCUGUGCAUACCAUUUUAGAGUCAAAGGAACAGGUUGUGUGACCUAAUAUAGUUAACUCGGUUCAAAGAUCUGUAGUCCAGUGGUUCGCUUGACUGGGAACCUGUUGAGCAUCCCAUGUUUGGUGGAGCUGUCAUAAUGUUUUUCUUUAGUUUUGGCUUGAUUUGUGGAGCACAAUCAGUGAGGAUGUCUGUGCAGUGUCGUACUUUAUUAUAAGUUCUCGACAUAUCCAUUGAAGACCUGCAAUAUGACUUUGAUAUGCAAGCAUCUGACUCUAUAAAGCACCCAAGAAACUAUGCGAGAAACUUUUUGGAAUAUUGCUGCUUUAGGGCACUUGCACAGGUCUCACCAGUUGCGGGAUAUCUUGCUGAUAAAAGCCUUCGUCGCCUGACAUUUGAUAUGAUGUUAGCUUGGGAAGUUUCCUCUUCUUCAAGCCAGCUCACUGUUAAGGUCGAGGUUGAUACCACAGUUAGUUUGGAGGCUUUCUCAAGAAUAGCACCUGCCAUUCCAACAAUCGCUGAUGUAGUAACUUCUUCAAAUCUCUUUGAUGUGCUUUCAUCAACAAGUGGAGGCCGUCUUCCAUUUCCUGUAUACGAUAAGUAUCUUGCAGGAUUGGACAGGAACUGCAUGAAGCAACUCUAUUGCCGCGUCAACAUAGUCCUUGUCGAUUGUCAAAUGGACUGGCAAUUUUCCUUGUCUCUCAAGAGAUUUUUUCUUCAUGUGAGAGCAUUUAAGAAAAUGAAGACACAGUCUGAGUCAUCGCUUCUAUCGGGCUUCCGAUCACAGAGAGGAGAAAGGGUUCUAGAAGUCGAUGGAACAUUGACAACUCAACCAGUACUUGAGCAUGUUGGGAUUUCAACAUGGCCAGGAAGAUUGACACUUACGGAUCAUGCCCUUUACUUUGAAGCUGUAAAGGUUGUGACAUUUGAUAAGCCCAAAUCUUAUGAACUUGCAGAAGAUGCAAAGCAGAUUGUUAAACCUGAGCUGACUGGCCCAUGGGGUUCACGGCUGUUUGACAAAGCCGUCAUGUAUAAAUCAACAACCUUAACAGAACCAGUGAUCAUAGAAUUUCCAGAGCUGGCCGGGCACUCUCGCCGUGAUUACUGGUUGGCAAUUAUAUCUGAAGUUCUUUAUGUUCACAGGUUUGUUAGAAAGUUCGACAUAAGUGGAGUUGAUAAAGAGGAAAUAAUUCUGAAGGCUUCGCUUGGUAUCUUGCGGUUGCAAGCCAUUGAAGAAUUAGCCUUUCCAGCUUCCAAUCGAUACGAAUCUCUUUUGUUGUUCAAUCUUUGUGACAAACUUCCUGGAGGAGAUGUAAUACUUGAAACACUAGCCAGUACUAUAUCAUCAAGAAGUUCAGCUCAAGCCAACCAACCAGGCACGAGCAUUGGAAUGCGUUCCAUGUCUGCCUUCGCUGUCCUGUCAAACCUGGGCAUGGUAUCACCAGGUAAUAAUAGUGAGAGACUCUUUGUUGGUGAGAUAGUUGUUGGGGAAAUGAGUUCCUUGCAGAAGGCAGUUACUGAGUCAAUGAACAACUACAAGAAGGUUGAACUGGCCCAAGCCACAGUUGAUGGAGUCAAAGUUGAUGGGCUUGAUACAAACCUGGUAGUGAUGAAGGAAUUGUUAUCACCGGUUAGUGAGCUUUGGAGGCUUUUGGUAUCGUUGGCAUUGUGGGAUGAGCCUUUGAAGUCAUUCGUCUUUUGCUUGGUAUCUUCUUCUAUUAUCAUAAGUGAUGUCCCUAUGCUUCUAUGCCGAGACAGGGGAUGGGUAGUCUAUUUUCUUGUUAUGGUCAUACUGUUAUCAGCAAUGGUCAUGCUGCUGACAAGACUAACUAGUCAAGGAAAGCCAAUGACUGAGGUCAAGGUGACGUCUCCACCUUCAAUGAACACUAUGGAGCAGCUCUUAGCUGUUCAAAAUGCCAUUUCCAAAGUUGAAGAGCUUGUCCAGGAUGCAAAUAUUGUUCUUCUGAAGAUAAGAGCUCUACUGCUGGCUUUUCCAUCUCAGGCCACAGACAAAGCUAUCCUUGCGCUGUUAUUGAUGGCUCUUGUCCUUGCCUUGCUGCCCACAAGAUUGCUUAUCCUGGCGAUGUUUCUGGAGGUGUUCACGAACCACUCUCCGAUAAGGAGAGCAAGCACAGAGAGAUGCACCAGAAGGUUGAGAGAGUGGUGGUUCAGCAUACCUGCAGCGCCAGUAGUGGUGGAGAAGGAUAACAAAGAAGAUAAGAAGACAAAAUGAAUUUGUGUGUACAAACUGUGAUUCUGUGUCUAGUUUGGCCGAUGUCGAGAUGGAUCACCAGCGCACCGCUGUGUACAUUGUCUGAGGAUAUGAUAAAUGAACUGCAGUUAGUAUUUCAAUAAGAAUGGUAGCUCCUUUUCUUGUUCUUGAAAAAAAGAAGAAGAGUGGUAGUUCCUUUCUGUCCUCUCUGUGCUCUGCCCUGAUAUCACAAAACUAGUCUAUUCUCAAAAGUAGUGGUUUCGUAUGUAGUCCGUAGUGAAACCUCUAAAAAAAACCUUAUAUUUAAAAACGGAAGGAGUAUUAUGCAUGUGUUUGAGUCUUAAUGUAUAUUUAUCUUGUUAGAGCAUAUAUAAUAUAGCCAUGUACCUCUUCGUAUUUA